UGUUAAACAACCUAAAUUACUGCCAUUUUAUACUUCCAUUUUAAAAUAACAAAAAAGAGUUUUUUUCACACUAUGAGUAUGAAAUUAACUAUGUUUUGAGUUUCGGACACAAAUAAGUGCUUGAUUGGUUUAACAUAAGGAAAUAGUGGAUUAUUUUUCACACUAGGAAAUGUAUAACUUCCACUUAACCUAGGUAUAAGUAAAAUUUUCCAUUCUUUAUAGAAAUUUUAAUACUCGUGUUUUCUUUUGUCAACCAAACUAACUUUUUAGUAAAAUAAGUUCAGAUUAAAUAAGUUAAACAUCGAUUAAUCUACCCACUUAAACUGUAAGAAUACUUUGUCAAGACUAGUAAUCUAGGGAGUGGAUUAAGACUUGUGACUUCCCACAUAACAACAAAAGAAUCUUUAGGAAUCCUAGAUAUUUUGUUUCCUUACGUUAUCUUCAAUCAUUUACAUACGCAUAAACAUUAUUUUGGGUUCAAACAAAACCAUUACUUUGAAUCUAUUUGGUAUCCUAAUAUCCUACGGCAACUACAACAAACAUCCAAUAUCUUUGCUGAAAUCCUAAAACAGGUGUGAGGUCCCUUUUUUCCUACUACAUCAACUAUUUAUCACUUUAUUUCUAUCACUUAACUCAAAAACAACAACAAAAAUGGAGAGAAGAAAGUUCCUAAGUUUACUUUCACUUGUACUUAUAACUUUCAUUGUUUUCAUCUUCAUAUUCGACAACCUUCCUUCUUCUACGAACUUCCACUCUGUUAACAAGGCGGCGGUUGAACUCGAGUUAGCUCAACCGCCGCCACGUAAGCUCACUCGCCAUGUCCAUGUGUCUGACAUGGCGAGUCACCCGUUGGACCCACUUACGGUCCAAGAGGUGAACCGUGUCCGGUCUAUUGUUACCACUCACGCGCUCUUUAAGACGGCUAAGAAGUACGCGCUUCACUCGGUUGUGUUAGAGGAGCCACAGAAACCAAGUGUUUUGAGAUGGAAGGAGGGUGAUCCACUUCUUCCUAGGAAGGCUUCUGUUAUAGCACGUGUUGAUGGGGGGACUCACGUGAUGAGUGUUGACUUGGGUUCGGGUCGGGUUGAGAUGGUUGAUGUUGGGGAAGUGUCCGGGUACCCGACUAUGACUAUUGAAGAUAUGAAUACGGCGACGUUUACACCGUUGGAGAGUAAGGAGUUUAAUCGGACGGUUGUGGAUCGUGGGGUUGAUUUGGAGGACUUGGCUUGUUUGCCCAUUUCUACUGGUUGGUAUGGUAAGAAAGAGGAGAAAAGGAGGUUGAUUAAGGUACAAUGCUACUCCAUGGAAGACACUACAAAUUUCUACAUGAGACCUAUUGAAGGAUUAACAGUAAUUGUAGAUAUGGAUACUAAUCAAGUGGUUGAAAUUUCUGAUAAUGGAAAAGAUAUUCCCAUUCCUAAAGCUGCCAACACAGAGUAUCGUUUUGCGGCCCAAAAAAAUAACAUCCACCAUAAAAUCAAGCCCAUCAACCCAAUAUCCAUUGAGCAGCCCAAAGGCCCAAGCUUUACUGUAGAGAAUGGACACAUGAUUAAAUGGGCCAAUUGGGAAUUUCACCUCAAACCCGACCCGAGAGCCGGGGUGAUCAUAUCCCGGGCCAUGUUCCGAGACCCGGAUACUGAGGAGCUAAGGAAUGUCAUGUACAAAGGGAUGGCCUCAGAGUUGUUUGUUCCUUACAUGGAUCCGAGUGAUGCAUGGUAUUUUAAGACGUAUAUGGAUGCGGGUGAAUAUGGGUUCGGGUUAACGGCAAUGCCACUUGACCCGCUUAACGAUUGUCCGAGAAAUGCAUAUUACAUGGAUGGUGUGUUUGCUGCUGGGGAUGGAAGGCCUUAUGUGAGAUCAAAUAUGGUUUGUGUGUUUGAGAGCUAUACGGGUGAUAUCGGGUGGCGACAUUCCGAGAGUCCGAUCACGGGCAUGGAGAUCCGUGAGGCAAGGCCAAAAGUGACCUUAGUUGUUAGAAUGGCAGCAUCAGUAGCAAACUAUGAUUACAUUGUGGAUUGGGAAUUCCAAACUGAUGGUGUCGUUAAGAUAAAGGUAGGAUUAAGUGGUAUACUGAUGGUGAAAGCCACACCAUACACGAACACGAACCAAGUACCGAAUCACGAUGACCUCUACGGCACCUUACUAUCUGAAAAUGUCAUUGGUGUUAUCCAUGACCAUUUCAUCACAUUCUAUCUUGACAUGGAUGUUGAUGGAUCGGAUAAUUCGUUCGUGAAAGUGAACCUGAAAAGGCAACAAACCUCCCCUGGAGAGUCACCUAGGACUAGUUACUUGAAAGCCACAAGGAGUACUGCAAAGACCGAGAAAGAUGCACAAAUCAAGCUCAAACUUUACGACCCAUCUGAAUUUCAUGUGAUUAAUCCGAAUAAAAAGACUCGGGUAGGGAACCCAGUUGGGUAUAAGGUGGUUCCUGCUGGCACCGCGGCUAGCCUACUUGAUCUCGAGGAUCCACCCCAAAAGAGAGGGGCAUUUACCAACAACCAAAUAUGGGUCACCCCGUAUAAUAGAAGCGAAGAGUGGGCUGGUGGGUUGUUUGUUUACCAAAGCCACGGCGAAGACACCCUCGCUACCUGGUCUGAAAGGGAUAGGGAAAUAGAGAACAAGGAUAUUGUGUUGUGGUACACCUUAGGAUUCCAUCACAUACCUUGUCAGGAAGACUUUCCGAUCAUGCCAACAGUGUCUUCAAGCUUUUCUUUGAAGCCUGUCAAUUUCUUUGAGAGAAAUCCAAUCCUCGGAAUGCCUCCGAACUUUGAAAAGGACCUCCCAGUUUGCCAGGCAGCUUCGUCAGCUUCUUGAAAGGGGUAUGAUUCUGAGCCUGAGUCUGUUAAUUAUACGUUGUAUGAUUCUGCAACAUGUAAGGCAAAUUCGCAAACUCAAGAUUCCUGAUAGUGAUACCCAUUGUAUAUAUGAAUCUCACAACAUGGGGAAUAAUAAGUUGCCCUUUUACUCUUCUGGUA
Spinacia oleracea (spinach) is the source of this 2975-nucleotide messenger RNA. Its product is annotated as amine oxidase [copper-containing] gamma 2. Gene Ontology annotation, molecular function: copper ion binding; quinone binding; primary methylamine oxidase activity. Gene Ontology annotation, biological process: amine metabolic process. The record is from RefSeq and is a predicted model, not a curated record. The transcript is spliced from 5 exons. Bases 652 to 2814 code for a protein of 720 amino acids. Lineage: Eukaryota; Viridiplantae; Streptophyta; Magnoliopsida; Caryophyllales; Amaranthaceae.